AGAACUCCUGUUGAUCCGACUUCUCCAAACCUGCCGGAUACAAGCAGUUCACUGUCAGUUUGUGUCACAUUUUACUUUGAUAAGAGUUACAAAGAUGUUUCUUCUGUGUUCCUGUUGUGGAAAGAAAUCAAAUACUGUUGUAAAUGUGGUGGCAGAUGAGAGACACGCUCAGACACGCAGCUCUCAGAAAAGUGUCCACAUCCUAGACACUCCUGCCACUAACAAGAAAGAUGAAAGGACCCCAUGGAGGUAUCGACUCUUCGGUCGGCCCCUGAAAAGGCAAAGUGUCACCACUUCAGCUGACAAAACCACCAGGUCAAAGCAAAAGGCUAAGAAGCCCUGGUGGUGGUGCAAGAAAAGCUGUCGGGUCUCACCUGCUCCUGAAGGACAAAGCCUGAAGGAGCAGUGCCACUCCUCCCCUCAGCGGGACAUGGUGGUGGUGGUGUUUAAAGGCGGAAAGGAGGAGGAAACGCUGCUUAACGCAGACAAGAAAUUUCAAGUUUUGCCCAAAAACGUGGGAGAAGAUGCUGUCUCCAGCACUAAUACCCUCAGACAUCAGCAGAUCAAGUGUCUUGGGUUCCCCAACCCAGCACAGAUUUGUUACCUGAACUCCUGCCUGCAGAGCCUCCUGACACUGGAGAACUUUGUUAAAGCCUUCAGCUGUCAGGAGCAGGUUUGGAGUUUGAUCCCUGAGGCUUCACUUUUGAGAUUAUUUAUGGACAUCAGAGGGUCUCAACUCUCCAACGAUACCCUUUAUAAAAUCCGCCUCCUCAUUGCAUUCAAGGAAGCAGUCUCUCUCUGGGCUCCAGAGUUCCAGGAUCUCCACCAGAAAGAUGCUCACGAGUUCCUCACCUCUGUGCUGGAUCAGAUGAGGUGUUUGAGCCCGCAGCUGCAGAUGAGGGCAGCCAGCAUGGGCAGAGUCUAUAGCUGUCCGGUGGAAGAUAACAUGGUGUUUAAGAUCCAGAAAACAAGGACCUGUAAGAGUUGUGGUGUAGGAUCCACCAAAGAGGAGGAGUUUACAAACCUAUCCCUGGACCUGGUAGCUGAACAUGGCACAGUGGAACAGAUGCUCCAGGAUUACCUGAUGGAGACAGAGUUGGAGUAUAACUGUGAGUGCGGUGCCACCAAGUCAGGCCUGUGCUUAUCAUUUGUGACCCUGCCAAGAGUGCUGGUCUUGCACCUGAAGCGCUUCAGGUUUACUCAGUCAUUCCAACUCAUAAAGGUCCAUGAUCCCAUUGUCCUCUUCAGAGAGCUGGUUGUGUCCUCCAACCAGGGUGGUAGCUGUUAUAGUCUGGUCAGCACCAUCAGUCAUAUUGGCCUCACAGCAAGAAGUGGACACUACAUAUGUGAUGGGGUGGAUCCACAUGUGGGACAGGAUGACCCGACUGACCGCUGGUUCACAUACAAUGAUGCACAGGUUACUGAAAGAAGCGGCGAGUCUGUGUGUGACCAACGGCAAAAAAAUGCCUACAUCCUGUUUUACAAAAGACAUGUAAGAGGAAAACUGUCUUCAGUGCACUGCCAUAUGGACACUGAAGUGAAACACAUCGUGGAAACUUGUGGCAGAGAGAGAGACACCCAACACAAACAGUGACAUUCUUCCUCAGGUAGCACCUCAGACUUUUUUAAAAAUCCACCAGCACAAUAUAUUAAUUGUGUGUUUCUAUUCUCAGGACUAGAUGGUGGGACGCUCCUUAAUGUCUCUGGGUGGAAACCCAUCAGCAUGAGCAGGGACCUGAACUUACUGUUAUUAACAUGAUGGAGUCCAGAUGACCAACCACAGGGUGUAAAAAAGAUGUGGUCUUACUGCAAGAUAAGGAUGAACAUGGAUGUUUGAGAAGGCCUACCAGCACUUCCAGCAGAGGAUGUAUGAAGAUCAUGUCCUGUGGGAGCAGCAGUGACAAAUUCUACCGAGAACUGAUGGACAGACAGUUUGGUCUGUUCUCUACAAGCCUUACCAGGCUUUCUCUCUGGGGAAGAGGGUAGACUGAAACUUAUCUUUCAGUUUAACAUUUUUUUAAAAUUAUUAUUCUAUUCUAUUUUUAGUGUAAGUGUAGUUGUAUAAAUAUAAGCUGUUAUAGUAUCUGUAGACUCUUUUGCAAUGUAACUGGUGGAAAAGUUAACUUUGCAUGAGUAAAUUAUUAUGUACUGGUUACAAAUGAAACUGAUAACAUUUUCAACUUCACCACUGUAAUUAUAUCAAACAAUAUGUAUCCAAACUGGCUACAAUGGUUUUUCACAUUGUGGUAAUUGUGUUUGUGUUAGAUUAAUUUUAACCGCAAGACAUUUGUUUUAAAGGUACUUUGAAUUUUGACUGAAAUCAUGUAACAAAUAAAGCACUUUAAACCGA
Messenger RNA from Micropterus dolomieu (smallmouth bass), 2350 nucleotides. Its product is annotated as ubiquitin carboxyl-terminal hydrolase 37-like. Lineage: Eukaryota; Metazoa; Chordata; Actinopteri; Centrarchiformes; Centrarchidae. Gene Ontology annotation, biological process: protein deubiquitination; G1/S transition of mitotic cell cycle. Gene Ontology annotation, cellular component: nucleus; cytosol. The transcript has 14 exons. Gene Ontology annotation, molecular function: cysteine-type endopeptidase activity; cysteine-type deubiquitinase activity. The coding region runs from base 95 to 1594 and encodes 499 amino acids. The record is from RefSeq and is a predicted model, not a curated record.